This is a messenger RNA of Erigeron canadensis, 1846 nucleotides long. Its product is annotated as adenylosuccinate synthetase 2, chloroplastic-like. Gene Ontology annotation, cellular component: cytoplasm. The transcript is spliced from 4 exons. Gene Ontology annotation, molecular function: adenylosuccinate synthase activity; GTP binding. Gene Ontology annotation, biological process: 'de novo' AMP biosynthetic process; IMP metabolic process. Lineage: Eukaryota; Viridiplantae; Streptophyta; Magnoliopsida; Asterales; Asteraceae. Bases 71 to 1558 code for a protein of 495 amino acids. The record is from RefSeq and is a predicted model, not a curated record.
GACCUUGCGCCACCCCCACCUCCACCUACCAAAACCCUCCCUCCCUUAGGAAUCUUUCACUUUCACAGCCAUGAACCCCGCUUCCAUCAAGCUCGACGCAAACCCCAUCACGCCGUCGCUCCGCUCCCUCAACCCCACCGCCCGGACCUACAACCCCACCACUUUCCGCCGCUCCUUUCUUCAUCCCCACCGGAGAAAUGCUUCAGUUUCUUGUUCAGCCUUACCCACUUUAAACGUCGAAGAGAAAACGGGUCAGGUACCCGGUCGAAUCGGAUCUCUGGGUCAAGUAUCCGGCGUCUUGGGCUGUCAGUGGGGUGAUGAGGGUAAAGGCAAGCUUGUCGACAUUUUGGCUAAACAUUUUGACGUCGUUGCUCGUUGUCAGGGUGGAGCUAAUGCCGGACACACUAUUUAUAACUCUGAAGGAAAGAAGUUUGCCCUCCAUCUUGUUCCUUCAGGGAUUCUUAACGAAGACACCAUGUGUGUUAUUGGGAAUGGAGUUGUGGUACAUCUUCCUGGACUUUUUAAAGAAAUUGACGGUCUUGAAUCUAAUGGGGUUCCCUGUAAAGGAAGGAUUUUAGUUUCCGAUCGGGCUCACUUGUUAUUCGAUUAUCAUCAAGAGAUAGACGGGCUAAGAGAAGCUGAGUUGGCUAAGUCGUUUAUUGGCACUACCAAGAGGGGAAUAGGUCCUUGUUACUCUAGUAAGGUUAUCCGAAAUGGUAUAAGAGUAUGUGACUUGAGGCAUAUGGAUACCUUCCCUGAUAAACUUGAUCUACUAUUAUCUGAUGCUGCUUCAAGAUUCAAGGGUUUUAAGUACACUCGUGAUGUACUUAAGCAAGAAGUAGAAACAUACAAAAGAUUUGCAGAGAGGUUGGAGCCGUUCAUUUGUGAUACAGUGCAUUACUUGAAUGAAAGUGUAUCACAAAAGAAGAAGAUUCUAGUGGAAGGUGGUCAGGCAACUAUGCUUGAUAUUGAUUUCGGUACUUACCCAUUUGUUACAUCUUCGAGCCCAUCAGCUGGUGGAAUCUGCACUGGUCUUGGCAUUGCUCCAAGAGUCCUUGGUGACAUGAUUGGAGUGGUGAAGGCCUAUACUACUAGAGUUGGAUCUGGACCAUUCCCUACAGAACUAUUUGGUAAUGCUGGGGAUCUUCUGCGGGCUGCUGGGCACGAGUUUGGUACAACCACAGGUCGCCCUCGUCGUUGUGGUUGGCUUGACGUGGUUGCUCUCAAAUAUGUUUGUCUGAUUAAUGGUUUUUCUGCUUUGAAUCUUACUAAACUUGAUGUGUUGUCGGAUCUUCCGGAGAUUCAACUAGGCGUAUCUUACAAAAGUGCUGAUGGGACUCCCAUGAAUUCAUUCCCUGCUGAUUUAAGUGAUCUUGAGCAGUCAAAGGUCGAAUAUGAAACUUUGCCUGGGUGGCAGACUGAUAUUUCAUCUGUAAGAAACUACUUAGAUCUCCCAAAGGCUGCACAACAGUAUGUGGAAAGAAUAGAAGAACUUGUUGGUGUACCAAUACAUUACAUUGGUGUUGGACCUGGACGUGAUGCUCUUAUAUACAAAUGAAAUUGAAGCUAAAAUGAUCUCUUCAAUCUCAUUAUCUGGAUUAAUAAUCUCACCGCUGUCUAAUGUUUCUAACCUUUGAUUAGGAAAACAAAAGGUGUUUAUCGGACAUGCAUUGUUGAUGCUUGGAUUUUGUGUUAAUUUAGGUGUGUUGUGUAGCAUUAUGAGAUGCGGUGAGGAAAUUUAGUUUAGGUGUUAUGAGUUUGCGUAAUCUGACAUGUUUGUGUUCCAUACUACAUUAGGGUUUAUGGUUGAUUGCAUUUUUGAAAUCACAGAACAGGUUUCUUUUCA